AUGUCGACGUCGGUCUCCAGCUUCGAGCUGGUGACCCUAAAGUUCACAGGAGAAGAGACGUGGCGCGACGAGGUGGUGGUGGGGCGGUGGCGGCCGGGAAGUGGAUUCGAGCCGCCGUCAGCCGACCUCUUCGCUGACAGGACUGCAGACCUGCAGGGCCGACAGAUGGUUUUCGCAACAAUCAAUUACCCUCCGUACGUCGUACUCAAGACAGGUUCCCUCCCCGCGGAUGGCACCGAAACUCGCAUCCUAAUUGAGUUCACCAAAAAGAAGAAUGCGACGUGGCGCGUGGUGGACUGCGAGGAGGACAAGUGGGGCGCGAUCUGGCCGAACGGCUCCGGGAACGGCCUGCUGGGCGCCGUGGCGAUGGACGAGGCGGACGCGGGGUACGCGGCGGUCUACCACUGGUACCCCGAGUACCACUUCGUGGAGUACACGCGGCCCUACGUGCGCGCUGGCCUCACCUGCAUGGCGCCGCGCCCGCUGCUGCAACCCGGCUGGCAGGUGCCCGUGCUGCCCUUCUCGCCCCUCCUCUGGGCCGCCGUCUGGGCCUCCGUCAUACUCGCCACCGCCGCCCUCUACUCAGCCAGGAUGGUCUCCAGCUGGCUGCUCGAGGAUGGGCGGGCAGUCGGGCGAUACGCCACGGUGGAGGACUGCUUCUUCCGCUCUUUGGGCCUGCUGGUGCUGCAGACACCGGACGUGGAGCGGCGCCACACGCGUGUCGUGGGCCCCACGCGCCACGUGCUGUCCUGGCUGCUGAUCGCCUACCUGCUCGUCACCGCCAGCUACGGCAGCGGACUCUCCUCCGUGCUCACCAUACCUCGAUACGAGCCACCAAUCGACAGCGUCGUCGACUUGCGCGACAGUGGUUUGGAAUGGGCUGAAACGCACAUUGCGUUUCUGAACUCGCUGAGAGGUCGCACAGAGCAGGUGUAUUUGGACCUAAUCAACCAAUACCGGGUGCUCACAGUGGAUAUUCUGAAGUCCAGGACUACCACACGUGAUUUGGCCUUCAUUAUCGAGAGACUUCCUGGAGGUUAUUUUACCAUUGGUGACUACAUCGACGAGGAGGCUGCAAGCAGAUAUCUACGCCCAAUGCGCGAGGAUAUUUACUGGGAAUACGUGGUUCUCGCAGUGCCAAAAGGCUGGCCGUACAUACAGCAACUAGAUGAACUCAUCGACAGACUGUUCGAAGCAGGAAUUAUGCACGCAUGGGAAGGACAGGUGGCACGCAAGUGGAUGGCACCGCGGGUGCAGCUGGCUGCACAGACGGGCCUUCGGUCGUACGCGCAGGCGCCGGACGGCCCGGUGAAGCUGCAGCUGACGCACGUGCAGGGAGAGUUCGCGCUGCUGGUGCUCGGUCUCUGCGUGUCGCUGGCCCUGCUGCUGGUGGAGAUUGCCGUCCACCGGAGGACCAAAACCAUCGCAGAAUUGAGGGGUCCAUCUGUCACUACACCGACGAUGAGGCGGCACUCAAAGAGGAAUAUUGUGGACAAAGAAAUAAACCAGAGGCUGGAAUGUGGGCUAAUUGAACUUUCAGAAAAAGUCAAUGGGUCAGAAGUGUUAGAAGAGUUUGGGCAGAUAUUUAAAGCUGUUAAACUUAAGGUUGAAAGGCUAGUUAUUGACUACCUGUCUGGCUGA
Schistocerca gregaria is the source of this 1641-nucleotide messenger RNA. RefSeq names its product glutamate receptor ionotropic, kainate 2-like. The transcript is spliced from 7 exons. Lineage: Eukaryota; Metazoa; Arthropoda; Insecta; Orthoptera; Acrididae. Gene Ontology annotation, molecular function: ligand-gated monoatomic ion channel activity. The record is from RefSeq and is a predicted model, not a curated record. The coding region runs from base 1 to 1641 and encodes 546 amino acids. Gene Ontology annotation, cellular component: membrane.